Messenger RNA from Populus euphratica (Euphrates poplar), 1125 nucleotides. RefSeq names its product kelch-like protein 5. Gene Ontology annotation, molecular function: protein binding. The record is from RefSeq and is a predicted model, not a curated record. NCBI's taxonomy places the organism in Eukaryota, Viridiplantae, Streptophyta, Magnoliopsida, Malpighiales, Salicaceae. The transcript has a single exon. Bases 1 to 1125 code for a protein of 374 amino acids.
AUGGGCUCCCUCCAUUCUCCACCCCAGCCAACAACGCCACCACCAUCUCCCGAAUUUUCCCCAUCGAGCUAUAGGGUCUAUGCCUCAUUUUGCCACAAGAAUGUUUCCAAUUGGAUAGAAUGUUACAACCCAUCAAGUAACACAUGGAGUUAUGUUAGCUCAAUUCCUGGCCUAAUUGAAAACCAUGUCUUGAAAGGUUUUGCAAUGGUUACGUUAGGUGAUUCAAUUUACAUAAUUGGUGGAUUGCAAUAUAGCAGAGCGCGACCACCUCACAAUUUCGACGAGUCCGACGAAUUCAUCGACCUCGGAGUUGAGGUGCUACGAUCGGUUCUUCGCUACAAUGUUCGUUCUAACCAAUGGUCUCAAUGUGCACCCUUAGGCGUGCCACGAUACGAUUUUGCUUGUGCUAUAUGUGAAAAUAAAAUUUAUGUGGCAGGAGGCAAGUCCAGUUUGGAUAGUAGAAGGGGGAUUUCUUGUGCCGAGGUAUAUGAUCCAACUCUUAAUGUGUGGAACCCCCUGCCUGGUAUGAGCACAUUGAGGUACAAAUGUGUAGGUGUAACAUGGCAAGGUAAAAUUCAUGUGGUAGGGGGGUUUGCCAUGAGAGGGGACUCCGAUAAAACGGUGCCAUUUAUAACCGAAAGGAGCUCUGCCGAGGUGUAUGAUCCACAAACAGGGAAGUGGGAUCUAGCGGCAGGAAUGUGGCAAUUAGAUGUUCCACCAAAUCAAAUUGUAGAAAUUGAAGGAAGACUAUUCAGCUCUGGUGAUUGCUUAAAGGCAUGGAAAGGUCACAUCGAAGCCUAUGAUGGGAAGCUCAACAUAUGGAAUGUUGUUGAUGGAUCACAUUUGCAAACUCUCAGCUCACCAAUCUCGACUUCAGAAGCCAGCGAUGAAAAUUGGCCACCAAUCCAAAGGAUAUAUCUCACGAUGGCACCAAUUGGGACUCAGUUAUUUUUCAUGGCAGGUUAUAGGAUGGCUGGGGAAUUGUCACGUAUAAUGUCAAUGGUCCUUAUUUUCGACACCACAGCAACUAGACAUGCAUGGAGGAGCUCUGAGCCCAUGGAGGAGGAAGGAGUGAAAGAACUUUGUAGUCAUUGUUGCGUGGUUAGAAUUUCUCAAGCAACCUAG